Messenger RNA from Purpureocillium takamizusanense, 2222 nucleotides. RefSeq names its product E2 ubiquitin-conjugating enzyme. NCBI's taxonomy places the organism in Eukaryota, Fungi, Ascomycota, Sordariomycetes, Hypocreales, Ophiocordycipitaceae. Bases 518 to 1843 code for a protein of 441 amino acids. The transcript is spliced from 9 exons. The record is from RefSeq and is a predicted model, not a curated record.
CCAUGGAUGCACCUCAUCAUGCAUGGGCGCGCAGUCAAGUCCCGACUCCCGAGCUACCCCUCCAUCACCCCAGCCCACCUGCUGCGUCCACCUCGGUCACUCAACUCAUUGACCGGCAAGGUACCACCUACCUCGACCUGUAGUGCUAAUUCACUGCGCGCAUCCUGACACAGUACUACUACUACUAAAGCUGCCUUGCCUGCCUGCCUUGUCAUCUUUCGGCGCACCUCCAUGUACCUCUGCCCUGCAGUUUGCCUGCCCGAACCCUUCCAUCGUUCACACACUUUCCCCUCGACUUGACCGCCGACAUUUCCAUCUCAGAAGAGCCUCGCGCCGCCCAUCACUUCAGACUGUCUGGCCAGCCCGGUUGCGCAACAAAUUCCGUUUCCCUGCAUCCCAUCCUUUCGCCGCUCAGCCUCGUCCUCCUCCUCGUCCUCCUUCUUCCCCUCCCCAUGGUCGCCCUCCUCAGCAGCCACCCUGUCUCGUGCCUCGCAGCCCGCCGACGCUGACAGGCGCCAUGGAUCAGUCCAUUAUCCGCAUCUCCAAGGAGCUAAGCGACAUCCAAAGAGGCUCAGAUCUCGCUAUCGCUGUCGCCUGUCGCGAUGUUGAUGUUCGCAACGUCAAAGCCCUCAUUGUCGGCCCGCACGAGACGCCAUAUGAGUUUGGCUUUUUCGAGUUUGCGAUUCGGUUCAACAAAGAGUACCCAUCCAAAGCGCCUAAUGUACAGUGCGUAACGACAAACGGCGGGUUGUGUCGGUUCAACCCAAACAUCUAUGCUAACGGCAAGAUCUGUCUAUCCAUCCUUGGCACAUGGAGAGGUGAACCUGGCGAGGAGUGGUCGUCCGCUCAAGGUCUCGAGUCCAUACUGCUGUCCAUUCAAAGUCUUCUCUCGUCCAACCCUUACGAGAACGAACCCGGCUUCGAGGAUGCAAAUGAGGAGUCGGACAAGAGAAUGCAAAAGGCCUAUAUUGAGAAGAUUCGCCAUGAAACCCUUCGCAUUUCCGUUAUCCAGCGCCUCGAAUCCUACCUUGGUCUCGCCCCGGAUGGUUCACGGCUCAAGGACGUAGAGACGGAGGAAGUGGACGAAAGCAGCAUACCUUUCGAACCCUUCAAGGACCUUUGCAAACGUCGCUUUCUCUGGUACUACCCUUCGUAUCUCGCCGCCAUUCAGGCGGCUAAGACUGAGGUCAAGGCGAAUCAGGUAUUCUCGAGAAUGCCGUUCGAGGCGCCCAGCCACAAUAGCAUGGAGGGCCGGUUCAACUACCCCGAACUUGAGCGCAGGUUGAACAAUAUCAAGGCCGCACUCGAUGACGAACCUAAAGUCUGGGCCGAGGAGGGUCUCGCGGCCAUGGCCCAGGAAUCGACGGUAUGCGUGAAUCUGCAGCACCAGUUCGAGCAGGUAUCGGCGGCCUUCAAACGUAGCGACAUGCCCCAUGACGUGGCACUCGACAACGGAAACCCAUUCUGUUGGGUCAUCACGUACUUUGGCGCCCCGAUGACGAAUCUAGACGGAGGACUCUUGCGAAUUCGGAUGAGUUUCAGUCCCCGAUUCCCCGAUGAGCAACCCCGAGUACGCUUCGAGACAAAGAUUUUCCACCACCACGUUGCCGAGGACGGUACGGCCUGCUACAGCCCAAAUCCGUUGAAGCGUGAGGACAUCAAGUCUCAUAUCGAGGCCAUAAUAUCGGUCCUAGAGGAGGAAGAGCCCGCCUACGACCCCCGCAUGAUUGUCAAUCCCGAAGCCACCCGUCUGUAUUGGGGUAAGACUUCGGACAGCAAGAAGAUGUAUAACCGCCGACUGCGACGGUCUGUACAACAGAGCAUGGAGGACUUUCCAGAGUAGUGAUCCAUGCUGGGGCGGAUCCGGUUCCGACAGAGCCGCCAAAGACAGUGGAUGAGCUGGGUUGGGCUCAGGUCGUAGCUAGCCCGCGCUUUUGGCACGACGAUGGCGUGGCGGUCUCCGCCGCGGAUGAAGAGCGAGGAGUUAACGACGUCUCCGACUUGUGUUACUAGGCUCAACAUGAUCAGUUGUGCGCGGCUGUAUUCGCAUCCAGCGUACAUUUCCAUCAAUAAGAGGAGCAAAAACAAACCGUCGCUACGUGAACUUGAGGUGCGGGUAACAUCAUAUGAGGGUUGGCCGUAUGCAUAAUUGCGGCAAUAGCAGCAUAGGAAGCAUGCUUGUCUUCAUUCUCGUUUCCACGCAGAGUACUUGAUAAUUAAAG